ACCGCUAACAGAUUGCACGUGCAUCGGGCAUCUGUCGUUUGUGGCUGUUGCGCACGCCGGGGGUGCUCUGUGAUACUUUUCGUUUGGUAAAUUAUACACACUGUUUUCGUUUUGUUUUGUGCACCUGCAUUUGUUUAUUAGUUGAUUGUUGACAAUGUGACACUAAUAAAUAAUCAAACGAACUGAUUGGAGUGACAUAAAAACUUGUGCCGGUUAAUAACGGAAACAUGUUAUGGAAAUAAGUGGACACGAUUUUAAUUAUUGAGGAUGGCGAGCAGAAAUGAAAAUUUACCACCCUCAGAACAGCAGGCCAGCCCCGAAUACGAGUCUCUAAGUAGAAUUGGCUCAGGUGCAUACGGGACAGUGUACAAAGCUAAGGACAAACGAACAAACCGUGUGGUAGCUUUGAAGAAGGUAUGCGUGGCCUUGACCGACGAUGGAAUACCCAUGAACACCCUUAGAGAAAUCGGGGUGCUGAGACAAUUGAACGCGUACGAGCAUCCCAAUAUUGUUCGAUUGUUGGACAUCUGUCACGGACGCAGGAUAGGAAAGGAACUAAUAAUGUACUUAGUGUUCGAACACGUCGAGCAGGAUCUGGGAUCGUACAUUGAAAAGAACCCGAAAGGUUUCAAAACGACAGAGAUCAGAAACCUUUCUAGGGAAAUCCUGAAUGGUGUCGAUUUCCUUCAUUCGAACCGUAUAGUGCACAGAGAUUUGAAACCACAAAAUUUAUUGGUCACAUUCGAUGGCCACAUCAAGCUUGCAGAUUUCGGUUUGGCGAAGACGUAUGACUUUGACAUGAAAUUGACUUCGGUGGUUGUCACUUUAUGGUACCGGGCUCCAGAAGUUCUUCUGGGUUUACCCUACGCAACGCCUGUGGAUAUUUGGUCCGUUGGUUGCAUUAUAGUAGAAUUGUACAAUCUUACCCCUUUGUUUAGGGGUACCUCCGAAAGCGACCAAUUGACCACGAUAUUUAGGGAAUUGGGUAGGCCCUCAGAAAACGAAUGGCCCAAAGACAACAUAGCCAUAAAAUGGGACUGCUUCAAAGGUAUAAAUCCUCAGGGAUACAUGCAACAAAUCUCUGGUAAUAUUUGCGAAACUGCCAAAGAUUUAAUAAUGAAAAUGUUGACGUUUGACCCAAUAAAAAGAAUUAGCGCAAUGGAAGCUUUGAACCACACAUACUUUACUGAGGAACCCAUAGAUACCUAAGUAUUUUAUGUAGUGUACAUAAUCUCAUUCAGUUUAUAUAUAUUUUUUUCGCGUUAUACUGUAAUGUUGCAUAGUAGUAAUAAUCAUCCUAUUACUUGUAUUAUAAAGCAAUAAAUAUUUUUAUACCUUUAAUAAA
This is a messenger RNA of Aethina tumida (small hive beetle), 1345 nucleotides long. It is a transcript of the gene Cdk4, whose product is annotated as cyclin-dependent kinase 6. Gene Ontology annotation, cellular component: cytoplasm; cyclin-dependent protein kinase holoenzyme complex; nucleus. Gene Ontology annotation, biological process: signal transduction; regulation of G2/M transition of mitotic cell cycle; regulation of gene expression. The coding region runs from base 268 to 1209 and encodes 313 amino acids. Gene Ontology annotation, molecular function: cyclin binding; ATP binding; cyclin-dependent protein serine/threonine kinase activity. The transcript has 6 exons. NCBI's taxonomy places the organism in Eukaryota, Metazoa, Arthropoda, Insecta, Coleoptera, Nitidulidae. The record is from RefSeq and is a predicted model, not a curated record.